Thermochaetoides thermophila DSM 1495 is the source of this 3390-nucleotide messenger RNA. RefSeq lists its product as uncharacterized. The record is from RefSeq and is a predicted model, not a curated record. NCBI's taxonomy places the organism in Eukaryota, Fungi, Ascomycota, Sordariomycetes, Sordariales, Chaetomiaceae. The coding region runs from base 1 to 3390 and encodes 1129 amino acids. Gene Ontology annotation, cellular component: membrane; endomembrane system. Gene Ontology annotation, molecular function: calcium:proton antiporter activity. The transcript is spliced from 2 exons. Gene Ontology annotation, biological process: calcium ion transmembrane transport; intracellular calcium ion homeostasis.
AUGGCUUCGUCCGCGCGUCCUGGCGACGACCCGGCCAGCCACAAUCCGUCGCCCACAGAUACGCGUCGUCCUUCACAGUACGAUCCCCUUGACCGCCAGGAUGACCGCGCUCUCGAAAACCCCAGCCCGCAACUGGUCCAGCAAUUGGCAUCGGUGCAGAGACUGCAAGAAGAUUCUUUGCAAAGUCUUGUUGCGCCAGUGAGCAGUCCCCGUCCCGAGACUGUCGCAUCUCCAGCUCCCGAAUUUGUGUCGCGGCCAAACCAACCUGCAUCACGAUCGCCCAUUAUCGGCACCGACCGUGGUCGUGCCAGUCGCACACGCAAGCCACCCAUUGCGCGCCGUACUUCCACCAAUGCCCAGACCCCUCACCGGGGAGAGGUCUUCUCAGCUGACGACGACAUUGCCGAGGUUCAGGCAGAUGCUGCUGAGCGCCAGCAACAAAUCUAUAAUGUAUCUAUGCGUCGGCGUUCUGCCGUGCCUGGUAUGCCUUCAAGAGCACGCGUCCCUCUUAACGAUGAUCUUGUCGAGCAUGGGGAGGUCAGCCCAUCCGAUCCGGAGCCUCCUGACGACACGGGGGAGAUUACUACGAGUGACGACCAUCUCGACGAUGGGACGCCGGUUGACGAAGCUGCUGAUAUCAGCGAUGCCGAGAGCUUCACCCUGAAAGACCGCCAACAGGCCAUCAACCAAACCCAUCCCUUCGGCAUCAGGUUGUGGAAGCCGGCUCUAUACAAGAAGCUUCGUUCGGUCCAGAGGAACGCCGAGGGCGAUAUUCACUCCUCACCUGGCGGCCAUGUCAGCAACUGGCUGCUGUUCUUCAAUAUCCUUUGGACCUUGGCAUUUGGCUGGUGGAUGGCACUGUUUGCCUUUUUCGGUGCUGUUUCGUGCUUCUUGUUUGCAGGUUCAUCGAAUGGUCGCGAGUACGGUCGAGUUCUUUGGGGUCUGGCAGGCUACCUGUUCUAUCCCUUCGGCAAGUUUGUCCGUCUCGAGCAACAGGAGGCCUACCUGGACGAAGACCAGGGCGAAGGCCGUAGCAUCAGCGAGUACGAGCAGUGGCAGAGCGGCGAUCUCGAGUAUGGACGUCUGUUCUUCGGUCCGGAUCGCAACCGCUCCAUUAUCGGUCGGUCUAGGAGAAGCCUGGAUUCGGAAGUCGACGAGACAGACAGCCUGCUCGGUAGGAGCCGCCGUAGCACCUUUGAUGAUCAUCUGCCGCGUAUCAAGCGCCGCCUCUUUGGCCGCGGCCAGUGGAAUGCUGGCCGUGUCAUCUUCUUCGCUUUCUUCUACUUCCUGAUCACACCCUCGCUGUUCGUGGUCUCAGCUAUCUGCUGGCUGCUCGUCUUUUGGAUCCCCAUGGGCAAGGUCACCAUGCUGCUGUUCUCGCACCUGCGGCGACAUCCGCUGGCCCUGUCUUUUGAGUCUGACAUCUCAAGUGCCCGCGCGGCGCCCCCGUCUUCCAUCCUGGUCUGCACGUAUCGAGCCGCCGGUCUCAAAUACUGGAAGUACACGAUUGACGGUACCAACGUCUUCUUGAUUAACCUCAUGUCCAUUGUGGCCUUUGUCAUCUUUGACUGGGUUGUCCUGGAUGGCAUGCUGCAUAUUGACAACUUUCUGACCUCGUCUGCCUUCCUCUUCGUCGGCGGCUUGCUGUCUAUCAUCCCUCUCGCCUACUUCAUCGGUCAAGCCGUCGCGUCCAUAUCAGCUCAGUCAUCCAUGGGUCUCGGCGCUGCUAUCAACGCCUUCUUCUCCACCUUGGUCGAGGUGUUUCUGUACUGCGUCGCCCUGCAACAGGGCAAGGCCCAGCUGGUCGAGGGCAGCAUCAUCGGUAGUAUCUUCGCCGGUAUUCUCUUCUUGCCCGGUCUAUCUAUGUGCUUCGGCGCCAUCAAGCGCAAAACGCAGCGCUUCAAUGCUAAAUCGGCUGGUGUGACCUCGACCAUGCUACUCUUUGCUGUCAUUGGCGCCUUUGGUCCGACCCUGUUCUACCAGAUCUACGGGACACACGAGCUGACCUGCCAGGAGUGCAUCAACUUCGACCGUCCCGGCCAUGGAGGCGGUGCACUUAGGGAUUGCCGGCGCUGCUACUUUUCACAAACGCCAGCUAUCAAUGACCGUUUCUAUCUAGAAGCUGUGCGGCCCUACUGCUACCUCGCUGCUAGCAUGCUGUUCAUGUCUUACAUCAUUGGUCUCUGGUUCACUCUUCGUACCCAUGCGGCAGUCAUCUGGAACACGGAUGCGGACGAGAAGAGGCACGAGGAUCAUGGGGUGAACCCCCACGGCACACCUCGUCAUCCGGGCGAUACAGCGGUUGGCGACGCCAGUGGUACGGAUAUUCGCGAUUCACAUCUUUACAAGCGCAUCUUGGGCCAGUCUCUACGCCAAGUUGGUCAAUUUGGUCGUUCAGACGAACAGGAACGCCAAAAUUCAGUCAGCGGUGGCAUCCCUCACGUUGUCCCUCCCAAGCCGACGAGCUACGGGACUGUCGAUAUGCCUGGCCCGGCCAUCAGCAUCCCUGGCUUCAGUGAUGCCGAAAACAGUAAUCUUGUCCAUCAAGUCACCGAGAUAGCAGCAACCGCGGCUACUGUGGCUGCGAAGAAUGUCCAGGGCUCUCGUCGGUCACAUCACCUGAGCUCUCACGGCUCGACUGGUCAUCACCACCACUCAUCGAUCUCAAGCAACCGCGCAACGACUGCAAUUCAUGGAGCUGGUACAACUGUGCAGGAUGAUGCUGCCAGGCAGCAGGCGGGCGCUGACAGCAGCAGCCAUGGCCACGAUGCGCCAAACUGGAGCCGGCUCAAGAGUUCCAUCAUCCUGAUGGGCGCCACUGUGCUCUAUGCCGUCAUCGCUGAGAUUCUGGUUGACACGGUCGACGUUGUGCUCGAGAGUUUCGACAUCGACGAGAAGUUCCUCGGCAUCACGCUCUUCGCCCUUGUACCAAACACGACCGAGUUCCUCAACGCCAUCUCGUUCGCCAUGAACGGCAACAUUGCCCUAUCUAUGGAGAUUGGUUCAGCCUAUGCCCUGCAGGUCUGUCUGCUGCAAAUCCCUGCCCUCGUACUCUUCUCUGCCGUGAACCCUCUCCGCGUGCCCGUCGAGGAUAUGGCCCGCUACACGUUCACCCUGCUCUUUCCGCAAUGGGACAUGGUCACCGUCAUUCUGUGCGUCUUCUUGCUCAGUUACAUGUACGGCGAGGGUAAGAGUAAUUACUUCAAGGGCAGCAUCUUGCUGCUGAGCUACAUGGUGGUGGUUAUCGGCUACUACUUUAGCGGGUUUGGAACCAGUCUGGAUAAUCCAGGCACUGGAAUGAGCAGGUUUGAUGUGUUGGGCACAGAUGGACAGUACAUGAGUUACAGCUUCAAGGCGGCUGGGAGACGGUCUUCGGGGGUUGCGUUUUGA